AUGGUGGACCAACACAGGGCAGUCUUCUUUGGAGGGUUGCAGUCUGGUGAUAGAGUCAAUGAAGUCUACAUAUUUGACUUCAGGACCAUGGAGGUCACUAAGGUGAAGCCAGUACAGGGAGAGCCACGGCCAAUGAGGAGGUCACUACAUGCUGCCUGUUGUCUCAACUAUGGCCAGGACCACCCUCAACUACUGGUGUACGGAGGACUGGAUAAUGGCAGCAAGGCACUGGAGGACAUGUGGAUACUGGAUGUAGACACUGUCCAGUGGGCAGAGGUGACACCUCCUGAGUCAAUGACACCACGUUACUACCACUCCAUCACUGCCACCAGUCUGGGACCAGGACUCACUGAGGUCCUCGUGUUUGGAGGCAAGCGGAAGAUGGGGGGAGAUGUCAUUGCUGAGACCACCGUACUGAGAUUUGAGUUGACUGGACCCUCAGCGUCUGUUGCUGGACCCUCGGCUGGGAAGUGGGCUCUCGUGGAUAUGGCCCACAACGACACUAGAGGCUCCGCCCAGCGACUGAGAGAGAAAAUGAUCAGACAAGCAACUGCUCGUGCCUCAUCAGUCAGUGAGACCAGCGACCACUCCUCUCAAGACCGGGUGAGGGCUCUGGAACAACAGUUACGAGCAGCAGAGCAGAGAGAGCACGACACUCAUCGUUACCACCAACUACAGUUGCAAGAGAAAAAUCGAGAAAUAACUGCACAAGCUAUAGAAUUAACGGAGGCCAACCGUCGUCAUGGAGAUGCGGAGGAAAGAGCACAGCUGGCAGAGCAAAGAGAGCAAGCUACACAAUUACUUUUACAAGUGAAAGAUCGAGAAUUGGCUGAGGCCAACAGAAGAGAAGCUGACCUGUCUGCUCGAAUCACAGCUCUAGAGUGGGAGUUAGAAGGCAAGACGAAAGAGUUGGCAGCACACAACACAGAGGUGUGGAGGAUUCCGGCCAACAGAGUGAUCAUUGGCAGGAGGAUUGGCAAAGGAGGGUGGGGGGAGGUGCUGGAGGGAACAGUGAGCGUGGCCGUCAAGCGACUACACGAAGAAAUUGCUCUCCCAAUCUACAUCGAGAAAAUGGAGAGAGAAAUGAAGCUAUUGGCUGAAGUGCGACACCCAAACCUUGUGCAAUUCAUUGGUGCUAUUUUUGAUGAGCCAAACCAAGCCCAUCGAUCUCCUCCUCUCAUCAUCACCGAGCUUCUGGACAUGAAUCUCCGACAAGCGUACGAGAGGAAUCAACUGGACCCAGGAAAUCGUCUCUCGAUCUUUAUGGACAUUGCCCUAGCUCUAAACUACCUGCACCAGCGCUACGAUCCCAUCAUCCACCGUGAUGUGAGUGCUCCCAACGUCCUCCUUCAGCGAAUGCCCAACCACCAGUGGAAGGGGAAGGUCUCUGACCUGGGCUCAGCCAACUUCCUGCAGCAUGCUCAUACGAUGGGAGAGGGGGCCAUAAUCUACUCCCCUCCUGAAGUCAUCCCUCAAGCCUUUGAUCCUCUCACUCCACCUCUGAGACAGUCUGUCAAUAUCGAUGUGUACAGCUACGGUAUUGUCCUCUGUGAGGUGACCGCUAGUCGAUUCCCAAGUGCUGAACAUUAUCGAGACAUGAUUCUCCAAGUACAGAGGCAGCGUCCUGCAGUGUACGAGCUGAUACUCCACUGCACUAAAAGAGAGCCCAGCCAUCGACCCAGCAUGGCACAGGUGAUGGUGGAACUGAACAAAAUAGCGCCCUUUUAACUAUGAACAAUGUAUAUAUGGUGAACACUUAUCUAUAGUAUAUAGCUUCCUUUUUAGUUUAGGUUGUAGUUGAUAAUUAAUACCCAUUGUGGGACUCUGUGUUAUACACACACUAAUUGUUUGAACAAUGUGAACACUUAUAAUUAUCCAGUAGCUAGCUUCUUGAAUUAAUAUUGAUUUUUAAUAACUUCGUGAAUUUUAUUGAUAGCUUUGGCUUUUGUAGUGUGUGUUUGCACUCUCCUAUUAUGAUGAUUACUAUUGACUUUAUCUCAG
Molecule: messenger RNA, 2001 nt
Organism: Halichondria panicea
Lineage: Eukaryota; Metazoa; Porifera; Demospongiae; Suberitida; Halichondriidae
Product: probable serine/threonine-protein kinase drkD
Exons: 4
Coding region: 1-1728 (575 amino acids)
Biological process (GO): signal transduction; protein phosphorylation
Cellular component (GO): cytoplasm
Molecular function (GO): ATP binding; protein kinase activity; protein binding
Source: RefSeq, a predicted model, not a curated record